This is a messenger RNA of Nicotiana tabacum (common tobacco), 738 nucleotides long. RefSeq lists its product as uncharacterized. Lineage: Eukaryota; Viridiplantae; Streptophyta; Magnoliopsida; Solanales; Solanaceae. The record is from RefSeq and is a predicted model, not a curated record.
AUGGCGAUUGGAGAAGAAACGGUAGGUGAUACUUCACAUCCAGCAACUACAACCUCUGGUAAUGUCAAUUCUGUCACCGGCGUAACUGCAUUUUCGUCAAUUGACUACAAUCACCCACUAUUUCUUCAACCAAUAGACACUCCAGGUAGUACUCUGAUCUCUCUUCGGCUUACUGGUUCAGAUAACUACGCACUAUGGAGUAGGUCUAUGAGGAUUGGAUUGUUAGGGAAGAGCAAGUUAGGUUUUGUAAAUGGUCGAUUUCCUAAGUCCAGGUUUGAACCUGAACUUCAUGACCAAUGGGAGACAGUGAAUGUUAUAGUUCUCUCAUGGACAAUGAAUGUAGUAAGGCGAGGUUUACUUAGUAGUGUAGUAUAUGCCUCUAAUGCUCACAAGGUAUGGGAAGACUUAAAUGAGAGGUUCAACAAGGUCAAUGGAUCUAGGGUUCUGUAUUUUCAUAGGGAGAUUCAUACUCUUACUCAAGGUACCAUGUCUGUUGUUGACUACUUUUCCAAAUGGAGAGAUCUUUGGGAUGAAUUUGAUGCGUCAAUGCUUUGUCCUGGCUGUCCUUAUCCAGAGUCAAAGAAGUAUGCUCAGCACUUUGAGUAUCAUAGGCUACUGCAGUUUCUAAUGGGAUUGAAUGAGUCAUACUUGUCGCGCCCUUUUUCUCGCGAAAUCGGGCUUCUACAUUGUGACAACUCUUUUGAAGGACGGGUGCUAAAAGAGAGAGUCGACACCUAA